ACCUUAUCGGAGGAUGGCCAUGACCCUGGAGGCCUUCCUGUCCCCGCCCGUGCCCAUCUACAUGCAGUUCUUCAUCUAACUGACCAACCCGGACGCCAUUCGGUACCACGGGGCCAAGCCGGUGCUGCAGGAGGUCGGGCCUUAUACCUACGAGGAAAAGCGCCUCAAGUACGACCUCGAGUGGGACGACGCAGAGGGCACCGUCACCUACCUGCAGAACAAGUCGUACAUUUUCGUCCCCGAGAUGUCUCCGGGGCUGUCGCUGGAGGACGAGAUCACCACCAUCAAUGCCGUCAUGUGGUCGAAGCCGAGAGCCCCCUCCUGCACGCGCUGGUCGAGCUGGCUUUCCUUGCGCUUUAAGGAGUCGCUCUUUAUAACGAGGUCGGUGCGGAGCUGCUCUUCGACGGCUACGAGGAACCUCCGCUGGCCGAGCUGGUCAAGCACUCCAGGGGACCCGACGGAGACCAGGGGGAAGUUCGGGUUCUUCUACCCUAUUUACUUCCAGACACGUUCUCGACACGUUUCGGUCAUUGUUUACAUCCGUGACGUCACGCCUUGGCUACUGUGUCUAAACCUCAGAGAUGUCAUAGGAUUCCCAAACUUCAAUAGGCCACGCCCUUCUUCUGUAUCCAAGAAGCUGAUUGGUCGCAGCCGACGCCCUGUCUCGCGGGGGUCCGAACGUGUGGCGAGCGUCAUCUGGUCGGAGAUCGAACGCGGCUUCGACCUGUUCGAAUCCCACACCGUCGACGAGCUGCUCUUCGCCGGGUUCGAGUUCCCGGAAUUCGACUUCGACUUCUCCUCCGUGCCCGGCUUGGAGGCGACCGAGGGGCUGAACGGGACGAUCUACGAGCUGCUGGAGAUGCUCGGCCUGGACCCGCCCGGGUGGCUUCGCCGAGAACACCGAAACAACACCAACGACGGCACAUACAAGGUCAAAACAGGUGCCUUGGGAAUAGACGAGUACCUGUACAUCCAGGAGUGGAAAGGUCACACGGAGCUGACCUACUGGAACGACACAUACUGCGACAUGAUCAACGGGACGGAUGGGUCUCAGUACCCGCCGCCGAUCAAGAGGGACACGGUGCUCAGGCUGUACACUUCGGAAAUGUGCAGGUGAGGGGGUAUCCCUUACCUGACCUACGAGAAGGACCGCGACCACUUCGGCAUCCACGUCUACCGCUUCAUCCCGCCCCGAGACAUGCUGGAGGACCCCCUCGUCAACCACGACAACCUCUGCUACUGCAAGCCCGACGAGGACCACGCCGGGAUGGAACAUGGCUCCGUGUGCUUGGGCGUCCCGAUCGUGAUGUCGACGCCCCACUUCUACCAGGGGGACGAGGUCGAGCUGGCGAAGCUGGUGGGACUCGACCCAAGGAAGGAGGAGCACGAGACCUUCCUGGACGUCGAGCCUAGAACGGGCGUGACCAUGAACGCGGCCAAGAAGAUCCAAAUUAAUAUUCCCCUGAAACCUUACGGCCAGUUCCCCUCCUUCAAGAACGUACCCGAGGUCAUCUUCCCCAUCCUGUGGGCCAACGAGAGCGCCCUCGUGGACGAGGCGACGGCGCAGGAGGUGAAGAAGGGGGUGACGCUGCCCUUCGUCGUCGUGGACGCCGUGUGCGGGACCCUCAUCGUCGUCGGGGCUCUGCUGAUCAUCGUCGGGGCUUUCAAGUUUUAUAGGUUCAAGAACGCGCGGAAGCAGCAGAAGUCAUAAGGGCCAACAGUUCGCCACAGCUGCCAGCCAGAACGCACGCGGUCACAGAGUCUGCCUGGAGCUUUUAUCGAGCUCUCAGGUGUUUUCC
Messenger RNA from Penaeus vannamei (Pacific white shrimp), 1799 nucleotides. Lineage: Eukaryota; Metazoa; Arthropoda; Malacostraca; Decapoda; Penaeidae. The record is from RefSeq and is a predicted model, not a curated record.